CUGCGUAACAUCCGGCUUAAACAUGGCUGCGCCCUGACGAAUGUCACACUCUCUUGUGAGAAAGAAAACAUUUUGGUAAUAUUUGCAGGUCGGUCAACAGUGGAGCGAAACAUCGAAAGGAGAAGGCUGUGACUAUCAUCUGUGCGUCAUUCUCCGCCCUGAGAGGGUGAUUCAUCAUGGUGCAUUUAUCGUCCCUCCUUUUGAAGAACUACCACGCCGGCUACGUCAUCAUCCGGCUCGCCCUCGCAGGCCACAAACAAGCCAACCGACCCUUUUAUCGCAUCGUGGCGGCUUACAACAAGAGGUCAAGGGAUGGUAAAUACAUCGAGCAGCUGGGCAGCUUCGACCCGCUCCCUAACAUCUACAAUGAGAAGCUUGUUAGUUUCAACUUCGACCGGAUCAAGUACUGGAUCGGCUGCGGCGCUCACACGUCCAAACCAGUGGCCAAACUUCUAGGGUUGUCUGGGUUUUUCCCCCUCCAUCCCAUGACGGUAACGGAGGCAGAGCGUCGAAGAGCUCAGGCGAAGCUGGCAGAAACUGCCACAGGAACAGAGGAGGAGAAACAGGCUGACGUGUGAUCGGAUCAAAGGGAAGCUGCUGUUUGAAAGAAAACUUAUAAAAACACGUUUUUCUCUUUCUUGGUGGACUGCUCAAAACAACUGAUCUAAUGUCUUGAAGAACAAACUUCUUCAAAAAUGUGAACAACUCAUAAUGUUGGGGGGGGGGGAAUCAACAGCUCUGAGUUGAUCGUAGAUUGACAAAGGCUGUAUUUUUUGGUUAUUUUUUUUUAUUAUUAAAAAAUGUGUCAUAACUGCAAGGCUAUGCAUGUUUUUAUUAAAAAUGUUUUGGUCCUUUUGAAAUUCACUCAAAAUCCCUUUGUCUCAUAUUAUGUCUUUUGGUUUAUACAUUGGAGCCAUGUCAACAAAGUAAAGUUGCAAGGAGUUUGUGUUUGUAGAUGGGGUUGAUGGCAAACACACAAAAUCAUUUUAAGAAUCACUAAAUAUUUUUAAGAAUAAAAACUCCUCCCUUCACUAUUUUUCUGAGAGUUGAGACAACAUUCAACUAGAUUGAGAUCACGGACAGAAGUGGCUGCUGAAGUCAGUUUACAGUCACAGUAAAAUGUUGAUUCACCUGCUAUGAACUUUAAAUGUUUACAUAAAAGGUUUAACUUAAAUUGCUUCUGGCAAAGACUAAAUAAAUGAGUAGAAGGUAAAUUUUGCCUUCUACUGAGCAGAAACCUAAUUCAUUACAAUGUAUUUAUUUAAAAAUUAAGAACAAAGCCAAAACUUGGAAACGUAAAGAAAAUUGAACUCUGCAUGCUGUUAUAGCUUGUAGAGCUAAUUCAAAUAAGACAGUUUUAACUGGGUGUUUUCUUUUUUAGUUCAUUGGUAUUCUCUGAAUAAAGUAAUAUCUCAUUAUUGCAAUGCUGAAGAUUUUAGCUUGUAAAGUGAAAGAGUAGAGUGAAGAAGUAGGGCCUCCAUAUAGUUAUCCAUAUUUAUGUGAGCAGGGAUAAGACAUUAAACAAUGUUGCAUUAAAAAAAUAAACCAAUAACUUUCCUAAAGGACCUCUAGAGAAAACAAAAUCAGUUUCUGGUUAUACAAAGAAACAUCUGGAGCGAACAGUAGAGUAAGACUUAAAUGCCAGUGAGGUUGUGCUUGUGUUUUGCUUUAGAUGAGCCUUGCUUUCAUCCUUUUCUUUCAUAAGAAGUUAUAGGAAAAGCUAAAAUUAGGAAAAAAAACAGGUUUAGAGAAGUUGUGGACAUUCAAUAAUUUGAGUCGUACAUUCUUCACUGGUGGUAAAAUGUGUCUUGGUUUAUAAUUCAUAAAUUUAUGAGGAGGUUUUUAAAGGUUGCCUUUAGUUAAACCUUAUAAACCCUCCUUGAAACUUACUGUUCAACCAACUAAAAUUAACCCAACGUUUACCAGGAAGCAGUUCGUCAUAAGAGAAGAAGCUGCUGAUAAACUGGCAUAACUGGGAGUUAAUGGCCGACUGUCAGGUUUAGGAAUCUCAGUAUAUUCAUAAUUUCAUGACUUCCUUUAGAACAUGUGUGACAAAAGUCCCUUUGAGUCUCCAUAAUUAAGUUACAGCUUUAAUAGUUUUGAAAUAAUGGUAAUUGUUGAACGUUAUUACAAUAAUGACACAGCUUAGAGAGAAAGAGAGACUUUCUGCUGCGACAUUUUAGUAAUGAUUUCCUAAACAGCAAACAGAGGUGUAGAUGACUUUACAAAACCUCUUCAGACUUCAGUCAAAAGACCGUCUUCACCUUGUCACAGCUUGUUUCUUUAUGUUGCUAUUGAUAUAAUUUGUUACACUGACUGUGAUCAUGUCCAAUGAGCUAUUUAUGGAGCAUAUGCUGAAUUAUGCAACUGUAAUAUGUUUAGUAAAAUAUU
Molecule: messenger RNA, 2391 nt
Organism: Xiphophorus maculatus (southern platyfish)
Lineage: Eukaryota; Metazoa; Chordata; Actinopteri; Cyprinodontiformes; Poeciliidae
Gene: mrps16
Product: mitochondrial ribosomal protein S16
Exons: 4
Coding region: 177-578 (133 amino acids)
Biological process (GO): mitochondrial translation
Cellular component (GO): ribosome; mitochondrial small ribosomal subunit
Molecular function (GO): structural constituent of ribosome
Source: RefSeq, a predicted model, not a curated record